Messenger RNA from Notolabrus celidotus (New Zealand spotty), 1572 nucleotides. RefSeq names its product mitochondrial rRNA methyltransferase 2 (gene mrm2). Bases 71 to 796 code for a protein of 241 amino acids. Gene Ontology annotation, biological process: RNA methylation. Gene Ontology annotation, molecular function: rRNA (uridine-2'-O-ribose)-methyltransferase activity. The record is from RefSeq and is a predicted model, not a curated record. The transcript has 2 exons. Gene Ontology annotation, cellular component: mitochondrion. Lineage: Eukaryota; Metazoa; Chordata; Actinopteri; Labriformes; Labridae.
CCAAUAGCAAGUUGUAUUUCCACGCAAGCGCAGUUAGCAAUACGGUACACAUGACAGUGAGGUCAAAACAAUGUGGUGCCUUUACUUACAGAGGAGGUUUCUGCACUCUUCUUCAUGUUUGAUGAAAAAGUUAAAUAGUAAAACUCCCGCAGAGCAGCGCUGGCUGCAGCGGCAGCUCAAAGACCCGUAUGUUAAAGCUUCCCACCAACAACACUUCCGCUGCAGGAGCGCCUUCAAGCUGCUUGAGAUAGAUGACAAGUUUCGGCUUUUAGAGCCCGGGUACAGCGUGGUGGACUGCGGAGCUGCACCUGGUGCCUGGAGCCAGGUGGCAGUCCAGAGGGUCAACUCUGCUGGGAAAGAUCCGGAGUUACCACAAGGUACAGUCAUCGGCAUUGAUCUCCUAAACAUCCCAGCUCUGGACGGUGCCCACUUCCUGUCCAGUCAUGAUGUCACAGACCCCACCACGCAUGCAAAGCUGCUGGAGCUGCUUCCCAACAGUCAGGCUCAUAUCAUCCUGAGCGACAUGGCCCCCAACGCCAGCGGUUUUCGAGACAUGGACCAUGAGAAACUCAUCACAAUGUGUUUGACUUUGAUUGAGCUGGCUGAGAGGAUUUUACAGCCUGGGGGCUCCCUGCUUUGUAAAUACUGGGACGGGUUUCUUGCUCAGAAUCUCCAGGAAAAACUGUCCGUUGUGUUUGGCAGUGUUCGGACUUUAAAGCCAAAUGCAAGCAGGAAGGAUUCAGCUGAGAGGUAUUUUCUUGCUAGAAUGUACAGAAAGACAGAAACAGGAUCCUGAUGUGUAUCCUGAAAUAUAAAGUAUAGAUGUGUCUGAAUUCUCACACAAGUGCACACUGUGUUUUUUAAAUAAGUGAACAUAAAGAGGGUUCCUUUACCUUUGAUCAAAAGGUGGCACUGUUGGGGCAUCAGUAAGCAUCAUAGCUGCAGGCACACACACAUCACAUACUGUGGGUUCAUAUUUUUCCAUCCUUGAAAACUUAACACACUAGCAGCAGUGAGGCAGUAAUAUGUAAACGUGUGCAAAAAUCACCAGAGUGAUAUUCCUCAAGAGCCCGAUGCUGUGUCGUCUCUCCUGUUAUUGUUUGCCCCACAGUGUUUGUCAGACAGUCAGUCUGCUGUUUGCUGUCUUACAGAAAGUCAUUUACCAGUGCUGCUUAUGCUAAUAAUGUGCACUGCCAGCCAUGUAGAAAUAUGUAAUCACUCUGUCAUUGAGCUUAUGAAGGGAAAACCUAACACAGAGGAGUCACAUCCAGCAUGACUAAUGGGAAGUGGGAUGAUGCUGGAGCUUGGCAGCCUGCGAGUGUUGUCUGGCUCUGCUCUCUGACAGAGGAGAGAUGUCAAUUUCCUGGGAAAUAUUUUAAGUCGCAGUAGACAGAUUUUCUUUUUAAUAUUCAUUCUAUCACUGUGCUGAGAAGUUCGGAAAGUACCAUUUAUUUUCUUUCAUUAUUUUGUUUUUCUGUGUGCUCUUUCAUACUGAUUUGAUUCUGCUGUGACAGGAGUUUAGAUCAACUGGUAAUGAAAUAAAAGGCUGACUCUAUCAGAGCUGCAGUAUGA